AUGAAGAAAGGCAUCUACGACAAAUUUGGAGAAGAAGGUCUCAAAGGCGGCAUCCCCCUGGAGUUCGGUGACGACAACCCCUGGACUGCCGGCUACGUGUUCCACAACAACCCCGACAGAGUCUUCAGGGAGUUCUUCGGUGGAGACAACCCCUUUGCGGAGUUCUUUGCCGAGGACGGCUCGGAGUUGACCCUGCCCUUCGGAGGGCUGCGAGGACGAGGAGUGAUGAAGCAAGACCCCCCGAUCGUGCGAGAUCUCUACCUCUCCCUCGAAGACUUGUUCUACGGCUGCACCAAGAAGAUUAAGAUCUCCCGCAGG
This is a messenger RNA of Pterocles gutturalis (yellow-throated sandgrouse), 318 nucleotides long. Its product is annotated as dnaJ homolog subfamily B member 13-like. Lineage: Eukaryota; Metazoa; Chordata; Aves; Pterocliformes; Pteroclidae. The transcript has 2 exons. Gene Ontology annotation, cellular component: cytosol. The record is from RefSeq and is a predicted model, not a curated record. The annotation marks the transcript as partial. Gene Ontology annotation, molecular function: protein-folding chaperone binding.